Chelonoidis abingdonii (Abingdon island giant tortoise) is the source of this 7083-nucleotide messenger RNA. NCBI's taxonomy places the organism in Eukaryota, Metazoa, Chordata, Testudines, Testudinidae. The record is from RefSeq and is a predicted model, not a curated record.
GGUCUUUGCUCUGUUCUAACUCGUGGUUGGGAGAACUGAGGCAAAGCAGCAACACCGACUGGGAGCUGAGGAGGCUGAACAUGAAGAGAGGCCACGAAUUGAAUGGGCCAUGGAGAGUGAGCUGUACCCUCAUACUUACUGCAGUGGUGGUCUCUCCAGAUCAGAACAGAAGCAUGUUGGGAGAAGAAUUUAAUAUAAGUUGCAGAUAUGGAGGAGUUUUCCAUGUUGAGAAAAAUCGUCGCUACAGUCUCACACGAGAUGAGGCAGUUGAACUCUGCAAAGCUCUCAAUAGUACCCUGCCAACAAUGGACCAGAUGAAGAAAGCUCACAGUUUAGGAUUUGAAACUUGCAGGUAUGGUUACAUAGAAGACAAAAUUGUAAUCCCACGAAUCAAGCCAUAUUUUCUUUGUGCAGCAAAUAACACUGGAAUUUACAUACUCACUUCAAAUAUAACAGACCGGUAUGAUACAUAUUGUUAUAAUGCAUCAGAAACCAGGGAAAGAGCGUGUGAACCAAUCAUAAGACUAGAUGUUUCUGGGCACGAUAAUCAAAGCCAAAUAGUCAUAGAUAAUGCAGAUGGCUCACGUUACACUGAUGGUGUGAAACACACUGACCCAACUCCAGUUACAGAUGAUUAUCACAUGGGUAGUGGGUCAAUACAUGACGGAGAUGCUACAAACCCCACCAUCAUCGGACCUCACGUGACUGGUGCCUCAUAUUAUGAAGAUAUAACCCCAAAUGCACCGUCAACAGAUUAUUCUUCUGGGUCGGGCAGAAAGGAAGAUCAUCCCACAAGUACCAAUGAUAUUGCAGCAACCUUCGAUGGCAAGUGGGGUGAAGAUUCAACUAUGAUUUCACUGAUAACUGAUGGUGUUCCUGGAAAAGACAAGGAUCAUCCUAGCAAAGGACGGCAUCCCACAAGUACUACUGUGGAUCACCACCAUUACACACAUCAUGAAACCACCACCCAAGCAAAACUAUUUUCCCCUCCAUGGUGGCAUUCUGUAAAUUCCAAGGAACAGCACCCGACAACUGCCAGUAACGAUCUCAGUUCACAUGAUGAUGGUGCAGAUGGUGAAGACUCAACACAGGAUCCCUUAAUACCAGUAAUUUCUCUUGGAGGGGACAACAGUGAUGACAAGGAACAGCACCCUCCAAGUAGCACUGUGACCCCGCAUCAAGGUGCACAUGAGGAAACUUCCAUCCAACAUGAGGGGAAUCCAUCCCCUGACAUUUGGUGGGGGUCCACUACAGAUAACAAGGAGCAGCAUCCAACCACAGCAACUAACGAUAAGGAUUCACAAGAAAUUGAAACAGAUGAUGAAGAUUUACUACAAGAUCCAUUACCCUCUGGAUGGGACACAAAUGAUGACAUGGAACCGCACUCUCCAGUUACCAAUAUGGAUUCCCAUGGCGAUCCUAAGCGUAUAGAAUCAACCCAAGAUCCUUCGUUACAUAAUGUUUAUUUUGGAGGGGACAAAGAUGAGGACAAGUAUCCCAUAAACACUACUGUGGAUAGUGUGAAGCCUGCACAUUUCCCUGUAAAAGAAAGAGAUCAUUCUUCUUCAAGUGUGACUGUGAAUAAUGAAAUAGGACGCAACACAUAUACUCCUACAGGUGCCAAACAUGAAGACCCAACCCAAGAUCCACUGCUGAAAGGGGCUCAUCCUGGAUGGAGCGAUAAAGUCAAGUAUUCCACAAAUACUACCAAGAAUGAUGUACUACCUGGAGUUAUUCCUUCACAUGGAAGUGAACAUUCAACUACAGCUAUGGUCUCCAAUGGUGGGGCCAAACAUGAAGACUCAACCCAAGAUCCAUUACUGCAUACUGUUCAUCCUCGUUGGGGCAAUGCAGACAAGUAUCCCACGAAUGUCACUAGGAAUGAUGUGCUCCCUGGAAUUAUUCCUCCAAGUGAAAACGAUCAGGAAAAUGAAUCUUCUCAUACAGCUGUUACCUCCAAUGAUGGUGCCAUAUAUGAAGACUCAACCCAUGAUUCACUGCCUCUAGAUAAUCAACCAGAAUGGGGCAGUGAGGACAAAUAUCCUACAAAUACCUCCAGGGAUUAUGUCAUACCUGGACUUAUUCCUGACAAUGAAGCUGAGUCUUAUACAGCUGUGGUCUCCAAUGAUGGUGCCACACAUGAAGACUCAACCCAAGAUCCAUUGUUGCACAGUGUUCAUCCUGGCUGGGGCAAUGAAGACAAGUAUCUCACAGCUACCUCUAGGGAUGAUGUGCUACCUGGAAUGAUUCCUCCAAGUGAAACUGAACAUAAAAAUGAUUCUUCUCAUACAGCAGUGGUCUCCAAUGAUGGUAUCAAACAUGAAGAUUCAACUAAAGAUCCACUGACACCUGGCAUUCAUCUUGGAGGGGAUGAUGAAGACAAAUAUCCCACAAACAAUCCCAUUGAUAAUUUGAGACCUGGAGUUUUUUCUGACAUUGAAAGUGGACAUGGCAGAGGACCAGCUUCUACAGUCACCAGUUCUACAUUUAACAAAUACGAUGGCAGAAUAGCAAAUCCAUCUGGACAGGUCACAAAACCAAACAUAGCUUCACAGCCAAGAUCAGCCCAAAUACCAGAAUGGCUGAUCAUAGUGGCUUCUCUUCUGGCACUGACAUUGAUUCUGGCAGUCUGCAUUGCUGUCAACAGUCGGAGCAGAUGUGGGCAGAAGAAAAAGCUAGUGAUUAACAAUGGCAAAGGGUCAGUGUCAGACAAGAAGAUGGGUGGACUGAAUGGAGAAGCCAGCAAAUCUCAAGAAAUGGUGCACUUGGUACAUAAAGAACAGCCAGAUAAUCGAACAGGACCAUGUGAUGAAUUCCUGACCACAGACGAAACGAAAAAUCAACAAGAGGCUAACAUGAAGACUGGGGUGUAAUAGUGUUGGUCCAUCUUGUAGAUCGAGAGUUGGGGAAAUCAAAAUCACAUGGAACUGGGCCUGGAACUCACAGAUGCAAUGUGCUACUGAUGUCUUUUGAGCAUAAUUAAGCAUACAUUUUAUUCUUUUUAAUAUUUUUAAAAAUCAGGUCCAAAUUAAAAAAAAAAUUGACGUUGUUUUCUGAUAUAAGUGCCUGAGACUUGCAUAAAUUUGGCAGUUCCCAUUUCCUACCUGGAAGACACUUAUAUGUAAGGAGGGAUGUUAGCUGAAAUAAUAUUUUCUCCAGUUGCAGCACCUUCACUAAGUGGAUAUACAGAAAUAUCUAGUCACUCCAUCUCAAAGGCAUUUAUGAUACUAAAUUUACAUAGUAUGAGCAUAGGUGAGGAAUAAACAUCUAGAGAAAAAUAGAGUUAAAUCAAAAAGGGCUUCUGUAGAGUUUGUAUUACAGCAGAGUCUUUUCAAAUUACCUUUCAGCCCUGGGGAGUUUGUCAAGUGCAUUGAGGAUCUGCUGGUAUAGGCAAACUGUGACAUUUUAGAGUGAUUACAACUAGGGCUACAAUGAGAGAACCCCAAAGUACAAAACUAUGUAUCUCUAUUUUUUAAAUGCCCAUGGAUAUAUAAUGUCAAUAAUUUUUAUUGGGGCAAGUGGGAAAAGACAUGAAAACCUGAGCUGAUACAUAAUAAACUUCUAUUCUUUAUCUUAACAAUCUGUGCAGUUAUCCUUCAGUUUCAAAACUGUAUGUUACUGUUCCCCCCCAUCAAUCAUAUUUUGAGUAUGUUCCCUAGUGAACCUUGUUAGUUAAGUUGACAAAUAAAUGCAGUGACCACAACUCAAACACACAUUUCAAAACCUAGCAGUAGGAAAUGAUCAAAUAAGAUGGCAAUAUUUUGUUUCUUGCAGAACAGGGCUCUAUCUAUCCCUGCUCUCAGAUUUAUCAUAAGAUGUUGAGCUUAGCACAACCUGUUUUUUCCCAUAAUGGUUGCAUGUUACACUAUCUUGCUGGUAUUUUAACAGUCAAAUUAAAAUUAUGUGAUGUUCUCUUUUGGAUUCUACUUCCGCCAUCUUUUUGUUUAAACUCUGCUUACUAAAAAUGCCAAGAGAAAUAUUGUUCACUUGUUGAAACAAGAAGUUGGAAAACUGCAUAAAGAUCAAAGAAAAUGAAAGAAAACUAUUCCAACAACAUAAAAUAGCUGCAGCUGCACUGACACAUGCUUCCCUCCUCUUUGUACAUCCCAUUUAUGUAAAGUAUUUGUGUACACUAAGAAGACGUUCAGUAAUGUACACUGAAUUGAUUGUAUAUAUUAUCAGCAAGAAAUCGAUUACCAGCAAUAGUCUAUCCAACUUCGAUUUAAGGAAAAAUCUAAGUAAAAACAAUUGAUUAUGUAAUUAUAAUCAAUGAGGACCCUAUACGCCAUGGGAUGGGAACUGUUAAAUGUUUAAUCAAUUAAGCAAAAUAGUCCCAUUCACUGACCAUGGAUCCUUAAUGAACUGAGAAGAGCCCACUAGAGUCAUUUAUUUUAAUUUCCUUUUUGAAGAAACUUCAGCAGUUAAAAUUUCAGCUAGAAUUGUCUAAUAUUGUGCUUUAUUCGUACCAUGAAAUUGCUGAGGUUGUGUUUCUCAGUGUAGAUCUUUAGCAGCUCUCCAUAAGUGUUUGUUUAAUGACAUACUAUAACUUGGUAAUAUUUCUCAGGCAGAUUGCCAUGGGUAAAAUUCACUCUUGUGCAAGAGGGCCAGCAAAGCAUGACUUAAUUUGACUGCUUAAGUGGCAUAUGUCCUGGCCUACUGAACAGGGAUGUUUCAUAUAUAGAAAGUUACAUGUUCGUGGGCUGUAUAUGAUCAUACGCUUUGAAGUCAAUGGAGUUAUACCUAUUUACAUCAUCAGUAAAUACAGUCCAAUGUCAACAUUCUCAUCCUGUCAUAAACAUACAUAACUCACUUUUGCUGUGGGAUGUUUGUUUCCUUCAGGCAUUUUUCAUUCCUGAAGUAGUUUUUGACAGUGUUUUCCAUCAGCCAUUGUAAAUCGGAAUGGUCUCUUGCAGGAUGCAUUUAAAUGGGCACCGUGCAUAAAAUUUGUUCAAAGCAGAGUCAGAACAAGGCCUAUUCACCUCUUGAAUCCUAGCUGAACAUAGGGUCUCUGCAAAGACCUCUUUAAGUACAGGCUUUGGCAUGUUACACAUUCAAAUUCUUACUCUAAACAGGAGUAUACCUACUUAGAUAUUUAAUGGGGAAAUCUGCCAUCUCCUUCCCAUACUCAGUUUUAGUGUCUAGUAUGUCAAGGACAUCAAGACUUGACUUAUUUGGAGGUUUGCUUUUUUAUUUUUUUGAUAAGGUGGCAUAAAAUCUGCCCUACAGAAGCAGUGCCUUUAUUUUAUAUAUGCAAAAGUGAUUCAUAUUAGAUGUCAUGUGCCACAUGUGUAAUUAAUUUGCAUUAUAAUUUCUAAAAUAGAUUGUCAUUUCAUGCGUAUAACAAUUGUUUGUACUGAGGUUUUUAUUGUUUGGGGACUUCUUUUGUUUAUUACAGAGCACUCUUGAUAUAUUUAUAUAUUUAUCAACAGAUUAAUUAGAAGGAAGAAAGAAUCAUCUCUAAAUUUUAACCAGAGACAUAGAAAAAAUGUAAAUUGAGCUUCCAAAAAUAAAAUUGAUUCUAAAUUAAGGGAAAAGAUAAGACUGGCAUUAUUAUAAGCUAGGGGUUUGGAGUUUUUUUGUUUUGCUUUGUACCAGUGAGCCACAGGUCUAUUUACAUGGUUGUAAACCCUAGGCUACACCCAGCUGAAACUCCCUGUACUCUUCAAUGCUUUACUAACGUUGUGUGCGGGGUUUCCAAGCAUUCAUUCAUCUGGGGGAAAAGCUCAGCUUGCCAAUUUAAAAUGGGUGGUUUGGCUUCUCUAGAAAUUGAAUGAUGAGUCUAAUUCUCAUCUCACCAGAGCUGAAUCCUGUAAGAUGCUGACCUCCCAUUGAAGUCAGUGGCCGUUGGGGGGGCUCAGCACCUAAUGGAAUCAAGCCCUUACAUCUGUGUCACACCAGUGAAAUUCCACUAACUUAAAUCGAUUUGGUGUGUGCAUGGGCCCAAAUAUUUUUUGCUGGCACCACUUAAUUUUCCAGUGAGACGGGUUUAAAAAGCAAAGUAUAGGGCAACCUUAUAAGUAGCAUAUGGUAUUCAAUUACCUCAAACAAUGCUGAAAAUAAGAAAUAUAGCCAAUACUUAAAUUUACAUGGAAAAGUUAUCUAAAGCACCGAGUGUAUUAAGAGUGAGAGGUUACUAUAGUCACUCUUUUUCUGACCAAUGACUUCACCCAUGUUUUUUGGAUGAUUUGUAAAGAAUGGUUUAUUGAAGCAGAGAAGUGAGAAGGGUUACAUUAUGUUAAAAAGUUUUAUGGUAAGGGAGUGUUUUAAAUAUUUUUCACAAUGUCUGUGGGAAUCAGAAUUCUAGUUUGAUAUUUUUAUGUUUUUUCUGGCAUCUCAGGGAUGUUUUUUGUGUGUAAUUUGACAGUAACAAGAACCUACCCUUGUAUUAAAUAGUUUGGAAAGAUUUAGCAUGCUGAUAGAGACUUCCAACGAGAUCAUUACCAGGGCCCUGAUUGCCACAGAGUAAUGGAGCUGUGCAGAGACAGAGACUCCCCCCUUAAUUAACCUUUCCAUGACUCCAGGAAAGUAACUAUUUCCCUCUCAGAAUUAGCUGUGAGACCCAGGAGACUUAGGGCUUGUCUACACUUACCAGGGAUCAACACUGUGGCGAUUGAUUUAGCAGGUCUAGUAAAGACCCAUUAAAUUGACCACAGAUCGCUUUCCUAUAGACUCCGGUACUCCAUCAGAACGAGAAGAGUAAGGGAAGUCGACAGGAGAGUGUCUCCCAUCGACAUAGUGUACUGUGGAUCCCACGGCAUCUAAGCUAUGUCGAUUUGAGUUACACUACUAACAUAAUUCAAAUUGCAUAGCUUAGAUCGUCUUUCCCUCAUAGUGUAGACAAGGCCUCAAAGAAACUUCAUUGAGCUAGCAGUUGUGGGGACUAUUUUGAUUUAGAAUGGCCUCUUGGGGGAAGUUAUUCAAUACUGCAGCCAAAGCUUUUACUUCAUCUUAGUAAGCUUCUCAUGGCCCCUACUACUCUAGUUGUAGUUGAUUAGACUGAAUUAGAUUUGACACUUUAUAUUUAGAUAAAUCUAGAUACAAGUGAUAGAUCUGGAUACUGAUUAGCUUUCUGAUAUAGGGAAG